Molecule: messenger RNA, 2471 nt
Organism: Clarias gariepinus (North African catfish)
Lineage: Eukaryota; Metazoa; Chordata; Actinopteri; Siluriformes; Clariidae
Gene: ptger4c
Product: prostaglandin E receptor 4 (subtype EP4) c
Exons: 2
Coding region: 25-1503 (492 amino acids)
Biological process (GO): inflammatory response; cellular response to prostaglandin E stimulus; negative regulation of inflammatory response
Cellular component (GO): plasma membrane
Molecular function (GO): prostaglandin E receptor activity
Source: RefSeq, a predicted model, not a curated record
GACUGUAGACUUUCAGUUUCGACCAUGACCGACUCGGUUCUGAGCGCGCACGCGAACGCGUCGGCGGCGGUCUUCCUGACUCCCCCGACGGCGCCCCCGACCUCCGCGACGGCGCCGCGCGCCCUGCGCCUGGACUCCCGCUCGCUGGUGAUCUCGGCCACCAUGUUCGCCGUGGGGGUGCUCGGGAACCUGGUGGCCGUGGCGGUGCUGUGCGUCUCCAAGAGGGAGCAGAAGGAGACGACGUUUUACACGCUGGUCUGCGGCAUGGCGGUGACGGACCUCCUGGGCACGUGCUUCACCAGCCCCGUGGUGAUCGCCACCUACGUGGCGGGUCGGUGGCCCGGCGGCGCGCCGCUCUGCCACUUCUUCUCCUUCUCCAUGCUGUUCUUCGGCUCGGCCGGGAUGUCCAUCCUGUGCGCCAUGGCCGUGGAGCGCUACCUCGCCAUCAGCCACGCCUUCUUCUACUCGCAGCACGUGGACCGCACCGUGGGGAGGCUCGCCCUGCUCGGGGUCUACGUGGUGAACGGGGUGCUGUGCGCGAUGCCCAGCUUCGGCUUCGGCCGGCACGCCAAGCACUUCCCGGGGACCUGGUGCUUCCUGGACUGGCGCGCGCUGGACACGCGCGGCGCCGCCUACUCCUUCCUGUACGGCGGCUUCGUGCUGCUGCUGAUCGCCAUCACGGUGCUGUGUAACUGCGCGGUGUGCCGCUCGCUGGUCGGGAUGAACAAGAAGACGCGCGUCGUGGCGGCGGCGGCGACCCGGGCGGAGGCGCACACGGGACACCCGGCAUCCAGGCGCGCCUUCAGCAAACUGCCCGCCGUCGCCUCGGCCGCAGAGAUCCAGAUGUUCUGGCUUCUAAUUUUCAUGACCAUCGUAUUCCUGGUCUGUUCCAUCCCUCUGGUGGUUCGUAUCUUUGUCAAUCAGCUCUACGGCCCGGCAUACAUCGCGGCAGGCCUGCAGCCAGAUUACCGCAGCGAUCUUCUCGCCAUCCGUUUCGCAUCCUUUAACCCAAUCCUGGACCCCUGGGUUUACAUCCUGUGCAGGAAAAACCUGUUUAGCAAAUGCUGCGAGUGGAUCAAGCGCACCAUGGACCUGAGCAGGGAGAGUCCGGCACGUAAAUCCGGCUGGGUGCUCGGGCAAAACUCACCGCCGUCGCUCAUGCACAGCAACGCUACCAGUUACGCCUCGCUGCGUGGAACCUCGCGCAGAAACACCGGGAUUAAACUAAGCACCAUAAACGCCAAAUCGUACGUGGACUUGAGCGUACGGCAGGCCUGGGACCUGGACACGGCCGCGGACGACUUUCAUCCGUUCAGCGUUCAGCAGAGCCUGGUUCUGGGCUCCGAAAGCGAAUCAGCGUCUGCAUGCGAAAUGAUGACCGUAAAGACAUCCGGUCGUGUCCAGGCCACUGCGAUGUCCUGCUCAAAAGUGUGUGAACACAAAGCUGUGAUCGUCACGUGCACCUUCAGCACGCCGAGUUCCUGUGUGUCUGAGGAGUGCUAAAAAACAUUACAUACUCUGAUCCAAUUAAGAGCACAAAGACAUGCGCUUUUAUUAAAGGAUUUUGCCGUUUACGCCACCAAAACAUCUCCAUGCUGGUUAUUCAUCCAACUUUUAACAGACAAAACCGGUGAGAUGGUUUCCUCUGAGCAGUUGUUCCUCUGUGCACGUUCAUACCAUCUGAAGAAAUUGUCAGUUCUGUCACCCAUGGCCUCUCUAAUGUGCUAGCAAUGUUGUUCAUAUUAGCAUGGCUAGUUGAGAAGGCUCUAUGUGCAUCUAAAUCCUUGGAGUUUUGAAAAAAAAAACAUUUAAGAUGAGAUGAUGGUGCUUGCAAACCGUGAUUUCUGAAGGACACGGAGAUUUGUAAGAUGAUGCACGUACGGUAUGACGACACUGCUGCCGUUUUGUUUGAACAAACAAAUCACAUGACCAGAAGACCUUCGUUUCCAGUGUGAAGUUGCACAAUUGCGAUUUUUCAAAACUUUAUGCCAAAAAUUUGUGGCGUGGUAAACCGUAAGUAACAAACAGCUAUAACAAUCCGGUUUACGUUUCCAUUUAACACACAUCCUGGGUUUAAGUAAAUCAGUUAUUUUUCUGAAAGUCAUGACUACAUUAACAGAACGUGAACGAUACGUUAACAACCACAGCGCUCAUCACGUGCACACUGGACACAGACUUACGACAGGACAUCAGACGCCUUCUAUGUCACUGUGAUCUGAUUCAUUUGCAUACAGUAAAAUAAAUAAGAUGAAACUGUGAUUUGACACAGUAGCUCUAGGAAACGUGGCUUCAAUAUGGAUUUUAUUUCUUGCUUGACCAAAGAGCAAUCCAAAAAUAUGAAAUGUUCAUGCUUAAGGGUGUGAAAUUAAAUGCAAAAUGAAGUACAUGCAUGAUUCUUUUCUAAAAAGCACUCAGGCUCUUGAUUUAUUAAUAUUUGUUGAUUGACACACACAGAACACUUCUCUCCUCUG